UCGCAUGCCAAUACUAGGAGGGAAUGUGACAACCUGAUGUGACCUCAGUUCCCACCCGCGCGCCAGCCGCCCAGAUGUUUCUCCACUCCCUCCUGCUGCAAAACAUGGCCAAGAACCCACAGCAAGCUAGGUCGAAGAAGUCGAAGGACGGCGGUGCGGCGAGAGCGAGGGACCUGUCGAAGAAGUCCCCGUGGUACCAGCGCGCGGUGGAGCUGCUGCUCCUCAUAUGGAAGCAGCCUGCUGCCGCGGGGGCGCCGACGCCGUCGAAGGCGGCGGCCGCGGCGGGGGUGUCGGCGUCGGCGACCGGGACCGGUAAGGCGGGGGCGGCACCGGGUUCCGGGCCGGGUCGGCUGCGCAAGUCGUCGUCGCUGAACGUGGCGGCGUCGUUCACGCGCGUGUGCCUCUGCGCGCCCAUCUCCUCCUACAACGAGCAGUCGCUCUACUUCCAGGCGGGCGACGCGGCGGCCCCGCGCCGGAGCUACAGCUACCCGCGCGCGUCGUCGGCGUCCGCGUCCGGGUCAGGGUGCGGCAAUAACGCCAACCCGCUGGUGGCCCCGCCGCCGCGCGCCGAGCCGCCGCAGAGGGGUGGGAGCGUGGAGCGGCGGCCGGUGUUCCGGGGCAAGUCGCUGACGGACGACGUGCUGAUGCGGCGGCUGGUGGUGGACGAGGUGGCCUCGCGGCGGCGGAGCCAGAUGGAGGUGAUCAGGCGGCGGCACGCGGCGUCGUCCAAGCGCCGGCGCCUCGGCCCCAGCCCGCUGCGCAGGAUGGCCCUGCCGGAGUCGUCCGAGGAGGAGGAAGGCGAGGACGAGGCGGUAGCGGUGGCGGAGACGCCACGGACGGACAGAGCAUUCCUGGAUGAGUUGAGUAGCGUAGCGUGA
Lolium rigidum is the source of this 878-nucleotide messenger RNA. RefSeq lists its product as uncharacterized. The coding region runs from base 75 to 878 and encodes 267 amino acids. The record is from RefSeq and is a predicted model, not a curated record. The transcript has a single exon. Lineage: Eukaryota; Viridiplantae; Streptophyta; Magnoliopsida; Poales; Poaceae.